Molecule: messenger RNA, 394 nt
Organism: Nannochloropsis gaditana CCMP526
Exons: 3
Coding region: 1-333 (110 amino acids)
Source: RefSeq, a predicted model, not a curated record
AUGGGUGUGCAAGGGCUGAUCGGUCAAGUGGGCGCUUCUUGGGCGGGCGCCCCCGUGGGAUUCGUCGCUCAGCACUGGGGAUGGGGCGCUAUAAGACAUCUAUGGGCUGCCUCUCUUCUUGCCUCUGCCGGCCUCCUCUCCGCCCCGGGGCUCAUUGUUAAGGCGCGUCGAGCGGCAGAGAGGCAUCGGGGGAAGGAGGGUCCGUUGAUAAAACUCUUCAAUUACUACAUCCCUCCCGAGGAGGAGAGGAUGGAAGCAUUGAGAGCGGCCCAAGCAGCCAGGGUUGAGCAAGUGAAAGGAAGUGGGCGGAGAAGGGAGAAGAAGGAGGAUUAGGGGGAGGUGCGACGACGAGAAAGAAAGGGAGGGAAGGGGAGGGGAACCUGGGACAAAAAGG